AUGGAUUCACAGCAACGCCAUUGCUCCUCUGCAUCCCCUUCUUCAGCGUCAUUGACCCCAGAGUUCACCAUCGAUUGUGAGACGAGAGUGGUCGGACAUCUGGAGGCGGCGCUCGGUGGUGAUGACAGAUCUAAAGUCGGAGGUUGUAGAUAUGAAGGCGAAUGCACCAGAUCUGAAGGUAAAUGCUUCAGAUCUGAAGGCGGCGGCUCCGAAUCUGAAGAUUGUUGUAUUCCGGCAACGACGACGGUGUCGGCGGUGGUGCCGGCGUUGGUGGUGGUGGUCGGCAGCGGUAGAAGUUACAAUAUGUCCAACAUUGCAAAGCUCGAGUUUGCAGCACUUGAAGUUAGUGGGAAAAACUAUGUGCCAUGGAUGAUAGAUGUAAAAAUGCAUCUUGAGUCCAUGGGAAUCUCAAAUGCUAUAAAUGAAUUUAAUAAUUGCUUGGCACAAGACAAAGCAAGAGCACAAGUUUUCCUUCGUAAGCAUAUUGAUGAAAUGUUGAGAUUUGAAUAUCUUGAUGUUACUGAUCCAAGUAUUCUCUGGAAUCUUUUAAAAGAAAGAUUUGAUCAUCAAAAGGAAGUGAUACUUCCAAAUGCUAGAGAUGAAUGGAGAACACUAAGGUUUCAAGACUUCAAGAAAGUAAAUGAAUACAACUCAGCUUUGUUCAGAAUAUGUUUACAACUCAAGUAUUGUGGACAAGAAGUUACCGAUGAAGAUAUGUUGGAGAAAACUUACUCCACAUUUCAUGCAACAAACAUUACCUUGAUGCAACAAUAUCGGAUGCAAAAGUUCACAAGAUAUUUUGAACUAAAUGCAUGUCUGCUUGUUGCAGAGCAAAACAAUGAGCUCUUGAUGAAAAACCAUGAAUCUCGUCCAACGGGAUCAGUAGCACUUCCUGAAGCAAAUGCUACAAAUAUUGAUGGUCAUCAGAACAAUACACGUGGACGAGGCUGUGGCUAUUUUAAUCGAAACCAAAGCCAUAAUCAGAACCAUAAUUUUGGUCGUGGACAAGGUAAUAAUCGUGUUUGUGGCCAUAAAAAGAAUAAUUACCAAUCUUCACAAAGAAACAAUGUCCAUACACAAGAUAAGGCCAAAGUGGCAAGAUGUGGUAGCACAGGCCAUUGGUCAAGGACCUGUCGCACACCUGCACAUCUUUGUCAACUUUAUCAAGAGUCCAUUAAAGGAAAAGGAAAAGAAGCAAACCUCGAUGAUAAUGUUGAAUUCGCUCCGCUAACUUUUGAUGAAUUCUACAAUGAGAUGGAAGACAUAAACUAA
This is a messenger RNA of Lactuca sativa (garden lettuce), 1272 nucleotides long. The record is from RefSeq and is a predicted model, not a curated record. NCBI's taxonomy places the organism in Eukaryota, Viridiplantae, Streptophyta, Magnoliopsida, Asterales, Asteraceae.